Molecule: messenger RNA, 4661 nt
Organism: Adelges cooleyi (spruce gall adelgid)
Lineage: Eukaryota; Metazoa; Arthropoda; Insecta; Hemiptera; Adelgidae
Product: monocarboxylate transporter 12-B-like
Exons: 8
Coding region: 700-3102 (800 amino acids)
Biological process (GO): transmembrane transport; monocarboxylic acid transport
Molecular function (GO): monocarboxylic acid transmembrane transporter activity
Source: RefSeq, a predicted model, not a curated record
AGCGCGACGGGACGACUUUAAGCAUCCGACCGGUGUGGCACGGUAGUCACGGUCCCGUCGUCGUCGAGUCGUUCCCUGUUUCGGCCGAUUAAAGUAUUUCGCAUAUAGUGGCUUAUCAACGCUGCAAUGCCGUUGUACUGAUAACGCGCGCCCAAACCGUACGUACCAUGUUUCCGUAACAGUGCCGUGGUUAUCGCGCCACCGACAGCAACACCCGAGCUGGGAUACACGACAACUCGGACCGGCAGCUUCCGUGAGUACAGAAUAUCUAAUUCUAGUCAAUAACGGACGUAUUCUGAUGAGCUGCGUACCACUGCCGCACGACAAGAUAGACUUCGGGCAGACCUCUUGAAGUGCAGUCGUUUUCGGGAUCGCCAUUAGUAAGCCGGUCAUUGAUGCCGGGCACCUGUGAACUUCCCCAGCUAUACGUUUAUUUACACUCACACUUAUUGAUCGGAUUCCCGAAGUCAUGCGAAUGGUAUAGCGGUUGGAGAUCCAACUUCAUUUUGGACUCUAAGGGUUGGCUGAGACGUUGGUCGAAAACCUUUACCAGCCGCCAGUAAACGGGAACAGGGAACCCGGCCAAGGUUGAAGAACAACGCAUUUGGAUAGCCGCGCAAGAGAUGGAACGAAACAGACAGCGGCGGCAGCAGCAAUAGAGCGCGCGUGUUGUGGCGUCCGCGAGACACCGUCUGUUUGAUGGAAGUGAUAACUAUAGUGGACGACGAGGAGUGCCACCGCCGGUCGUCAUGGACGAAGGACGAGGAGUGCGACGACUAUUUGGGAGAACUUUUGAGCAAGUUGUCGCGGGAAAAGGAACGGGACUUUGUGCCGUGCAAACGGGUGUCGCUACAAGUGGAAACCGUGCCGUACGGAAUAGUCAGCAACCGGGACGAGGACGAAGAAGACAACGAAGACGACCGGAAGCCGAAGAUGCCGGACGGCGGCUGGGGCUGGAUGGUCGUGUUUGCUUCACUGAUGAUAUGCUUGAUAUCGGACGGCAUAAGCUUCUCAUUCGGGAUGCUGUACAUCGAGUUCCUCAAGGAGUUCCAGGAGAGCAAGUCGAAGACCGCGUGGAUCGGUAGCCUGUUUAUGGCCGUUCCGCUGUUGCUGGGCCCCGUCGGUAGCGCGUUGGUCGACAAAUUCGGCUGCCGGAAGAUGACAAUUGUCGGCGGCAUCGUGUCCGGCGUCGGGUUCAUCAUCUCCUCGUUCGCCGACUCCAUCGAAAUGGUGUUUUUCACGUUCGGUUUUCUGUCUGGGCUUGGUCUGUGCCUAUGCUACGUCACCGCCGUGGUCAGUAUUGCUUACUGGUUCGAUAAAAAGCGCACGCUGGCCACCGGGCUGGGUGCGUGUGGCACCGGUAUCGGCACGCUGUUAUACGCUCCAUUGACGCAAUAUUCUAUCGAAGAGUACGGGUGGCGCGGCACCGUGUUGUUGCUGGCUGGCACGUUUUUCAACUUUUGCGUGUGCGGCGCUCUGAUGCGCGAUCCCGACUGGCUGAUCGCCGAACAGAAGAAGCCAGUGAACGUGUCCAAACCCUGGACGGUAACCGAGGAAUCCAUUGUCGACCACUUGGCCUUGAGAGACGACGAAUCGUCAGCAAAAGACACUGACCGGCAGUAUCCGAACGUGGAACAGUUCAGACGGUUGGUAAAAGAAGCGCAGACGGCUGAGUACAAACUGACCGGAGUCUCCACUACUGUCCGGCGGCCAUCCAACAUCGAUCCAGUGUAUUCGGGUGGCGCCAAUAAUGGGUUUAGAUCGGUUAUAAACCUACCCACCUACAUCAAACAUAACGAAAAGGUGCCGUUCGAGGUGCUAGAAUCUCUGAGUUACAACAAGCGGUUGUUCAACGUGAUAUUGGAAAACUACCCCAAUUUGUUGAAUUGUCGGAGCAACAGCGUUAAUCACCUGAACCGGUCAUCCCCUAUGGAUCAAGAAGGCAAUCGACCGUCGACUUUCAAGAACGACCAACAGUCAGGCACGCCUCCCUUGGUGAUGACCAUGAAACUGAAACAGUCAAAGAAGAACAACGCAAUGGGUUCUGGAGGCAUCGUGCCAUUAGAGUCGCAAAUGACUUAUCCACAGCUGGAAUACACGGCCGACAAUAGCCCCGACAGACCGCCCAAACCGACGUUGAAGAGACAGUUUAGUAGCGUUCAGUCCAACUGGUUGAAGAGUUUGCCAUAUCACAGGAGCUCAGUAAUGUAUAAAGGGGCUAUAUUGCACAUUCAGAAAAAUUCCAAAAAAGCGUCUUCGUGCCCGGACAUUUAUAACAAUUCAACGUUGACGGUCGCCAGCGAACCAAACUCGAUUUUACGCAGGUAUAGUUAUGCCAAAGUAAUUAAUCACGUGUCGAAUAAACGUGAAAUUAACGUGCGCCGGGUUAGGCGGAAAAGAUCUUAUUUUCAGCCAAAAUCGUUGAAAAAGGAAUGGUACGCCGAAGUAAAAGAGCUAUUGAGUGGGAUCCUGGACUUCAGCAUGUUUUUGGAACUUCAUUUCCUGUUACUUUCUUUGUCCACCAUACUUCUCUUCACAUGGUUCAUCGUGCCCUACUUUUAUCUUACCGAUUUCGUCAUGGCCAAAGGAUUGUCUGAUACUCAAGCAUCCACAAUUAUCAGCACUAUUGGAGCUACGAACACCGUUGGGAUGAUUUUGCUUGGUUGGGCCGGAGACUAUCCAUGGAUGAACGUGACCAAAGUGUACGCUAUAUGUUUGGUCGGUUGUGGAGUUUGCUGUGCUAUUAUGCCAUUGUUUAUCAAGAGUUUCUGGUCACUCAUAGUCAUUGGUGGCAUAUUUGGCCUGUUCUUCGCUUCCAACUUUUCGUUCACUCCGGCCAUCCUCGGCGAACUCAUACCGUUGGAUAGGUUUACAACAGCCUACGGACUGAUGUUGCUGUGCCAAGGAAUCGGCAACCUCCUAGGUCCACCGUUAGCAGGAUGGGUUUCGGACGUGACCGGAGUUUGGGAUUUUUCAUUCUACUUGGCUGGUCUGUGGAUACUCGUGUCGGGCAUACUGGUCGGCCUUAUUCCUUACACAAAGAACCGUAUUUUGUGGGGUAAAGGACACCUGGAAACCGAUCGAGAAAGCAUCAGAUCAUAAAUAAAUAAUAGAUAAAAACACAAUACUAUAAAGAGAAGGAUAUUAUAGAAUACAACAUAACUAAAUUGAAAGUAGCAGAGACUACACGGAUUCUAUCUGAUUGAUUCUGACUGAAUUGUUCUAUAUGAUAGAUAGAACAAUUUAUUCCUCAAUAAAUCUUGUGAUACAAUUACGAUAGAUAUUGUUACCUGUACCUGAGCAACUAUCGAAUGCGAUAAUACUCUGUUGUAUGUAAUUAUGAUGUUAAUUUGCAACAGUAUAUUUUAAUAUAACUGCAACUACCACCAUCGACUUACUCUAUGUACUCUAGCUUCGGUGUUCAUAAUUAAAAUAAUUUUUCGUCGAUUUUUUUUUAAAUAGUUAAUUUUAAUUCGUUUUUAAUGUUAAUUGUUUUUUCUUAGUACUAAAACAUUUUCCUAUUUCAAUUUAAAAUUAAUUGAUGAUAGUUUAAUCGUUGUUUUUCUGUUUAUUAAGUGCUAAAUAUCUUUCUUAAAUUUAUUUUUAAAUUUACCGUUAAAAUAAUAUAUUGUUAUUGACUUUGUCAGUGGUCAGAAAAAUACAUUAUAAGAUGACCAAACAUGAAAUCAUUAGAUUAAUUUAUUAGACCGUAUAGGUGUAUAAUAUUAUAUACGACGUAAUUUGGUCAGAACGAAAUUAAGUUGAUCGUUUUAAAACAAUAAUUGUGAUGUGUUAUGUUUAUUUAGUGUUGUAAUUAUUUAUUUAUGUUGAUCUUGUUCAAUGUUGUACUUUUUAUUAUUCUCAUGUUACCCACUAGUAUUAACAAUUAUAUCAAGAUACCUACCAAAUGUUGUAAGUACCUAUUGUUAUAGAUCAUAAAAAAGGUACUCCACAACUCGUAUACUACAACUUAUAGUUUACUUAUUCAGUAAAUGGUAACUCUUAACCAAUAACAGUAAUUAUUAUUUAUUAUUGGACAGUUUUCACGCUCUUCCAAGACACAAGUUAAUCCUCAAUAUUAUUGAUUCUCACAUCAUGAAAUUAAUUUAGGUAUUAUUUUUAACGCCUUUGGUAUAGUAACCGCAUUUAAGAGGUUUUAGAUUAUGAGACAAUCAUGUCUAGAUUAUUUGUUAUCCAAAAAUGUUGUUAGUGUUUUAUAAUUAUUGUCUUUUUCAAACAGUCAUAUAAAUGCUUUACGAAAUUUUAAGAAAACCAAACACCGUUGACAUAAUAUGAUGCGGUGGACCAAGCAAUAUUUUAGUAUUUAAGAGAAUUUUUUUUGUAUAAAACGCAAUCAGUUUAAUUGGGAGUCUAUGUUUUAAGGUAACUGUUGGUUCGUUUCGUCUAUAUAACUAUUUAUUAUUAUUAUUAUUUGGCUCAAGUAUAAUAUUGUAACUCAAUGAUCUUCCAUUUUUGUUAUAUUAUUUGUCUGUUGGUUCUCUAAAUUGAACAAUAAAUAUACGCAUGUACUGACUAUACUGGACGUAGUUGUUACAUAUAGAUAUAUUUAUUAAACAAAUAUUUAAUGUUAGAACGUAAUUUUUAAAUUAUUAUGUAAUGAGUGCGACAUUGUCUGUUAUUUAAACAUUUUAUCACUAUUA